Molecule: messenger RNA, 3487 nt
Organism: Galendromus occidentalis (western predatory mite)
Lineage: Eukaryota; Metazoa; Arthropoda; Arachnida; Mesostigmata; Phytoseiidae
Product: protein RRP5 homolog
Exons: 5
Coding region: 1-3291 (1096 amino acids)
Biological process (GO): rRNA processing
Cellular component (GO): nucleolus; small-subunit processome
Molecular function (GO): RNA binding
Source: RefSeq, a predicted model, not a curated record
AUGUCGAGAGAAGAGCAAUACUUCCCUCGGGGGAAGAUCGCUUCGUCGGAUACCCGCCAGGAGAAAUUGCCGAAACGGAAAGACACUGAGGAUUUGUUCAAAGUGCUAAGCUCCACAAAAAAGAAGAAAACUAAGAAGAACAAAAGCAUCUCGAAUGCCGAGGAACUCCAGGAGAAUGAAGAUGUUAUCAUCGAGCCUCUCACCCACAAGAGUAUCCAGGAGGGCAUGGUCCUUCUCGGUGCGGUUCACUACGUCCAGGAGAACAGUCUGAGGAUCGCACUUCCGGGCUGCGUGGCUCAGCUUCCCCUGAACCAGCUUUCACACCCUUACAACGAUCUCGUGCAACGUUGGAGAGCCGAAUCGUCAGCCGUGAAACGACGUGGACUCGGUCAAAAAGCACAGCCCGAGAAACUGAUGCGUCUCGACGCGAUGUACAAAGUUGGUCACAUCAUCAAGGUCGUCGUGCUGAGUAAAAAUUCCGGGAACAUCAAUUUGUCUGCCUUAUGCAACCAUGUGAACGGAGGCAUCACCCGUGAAACUCUACGGGACGGUAUGAUCCUCCAAGCGGCCGUGGCUUCGGUCGAAGACUACGGCUACAGCAUUGAGCUUGGCAUCGACGGACUUGCUUCAGCUUUCGUCUCCGCUGAUAAUUUCACCGAGGUCAUGUACGUUGGCCAGAUUUUUCUGGUUAGAGUGUCGAAGAGUCAUGGAGGUCGUCUCAAAUUCGUUCCUCACCAUUUUGAGGAAGUUGCCAAAGACAACGAUUGGAAUCUCAACAAUGUUACACCGGGACUUGUGGCAGAGGGGACCGUACUCCAGAGCGACGAAAAUGGCGUGUGCCUCGCUCUGUUCGAUGGCUCUGUGACCGCUUGCGUGGAACCUCGACAAUGUCUCCGAGGGGCGGCCGUCAGCAUCAACGACAAAGUCCGGGUCAUCUUGAUGUACACGCAUCCGAUCCUGAACACGGUUUAUUGCUCGAUGAGGAUUCCUCCUGUUCAUCCUGCGGACCCCUUCAAAGAAUUCCACGGACUCUCCCUAGGUCAGCUGGUGAAGAAAGCGGUUGUCGUUCAAGUCACGUCGUCAUUCGUCAAGCUCGAUAUACCUAUAAAGAACUCGAGGCAUACAGUUUGCGCGAUCGCUGCCAAACCCAAUGUCUCCGACGAUGAGGCUGCAGACCCCAGCGAUGUCUUCAGCGUGGGUCAAAUUGCUCCUUGUCGCGUCAUUGGUAUGUCCUUGUUCGAAGGAGAACUCUACGUCUCGUUGAGGCACUCCGUUGUAAUCGAAGGAUGUUACUAUACUGAACAUGAGCUCUACGUCGGACGCAUCUUGCCUGCCAAGGUUAAGUACACGAACGACUGCGGUAUCGUUUUCGAGAUAUGCCCUGGAACCAUCGCGUUCUGCGACUUUACGGAAGCUUCGCCCAUCCUGAAUAAGUCCAACGUGGCUGAGAAGUAUCCCCCGGGAAAGCCGGUGCAGGUCGCAAUCCGGUACAUCAAUGGUAAACACUAUCCGCCGCGAUAUUUCGUCACGUGCAACAAGCAGCUGAUUAAAAGUAAACAUGGAAUCAUCGACCGAUACGACGAAGGAAACGUCGGUAAGAUUUCCGACGGUAUAGUUCUGCUCACGGAGAGGCGAGGCCUCCUUCUCGGAUUCUACAACAAGGUCCGCGGUUGGGUUCCCGAGGAACAGUUACCCCAUUCAGCGAGCCGACCCGAUGAAGUUUUCCGAAAGGGUCAGGUUCUCAGUGCGAAGGUUCUGAACGUCACGCCGGAGGCGAGUCGGAUGACGCUGUCUCUGCGUUGCGUAGACUCCAAAGAAUCGACGGGCCAGACCGACGACGUGGGAGCCGGGAUCUCAACUGAUCGGAGAUACAUCUUCGAGGGGAAAACCCAUCUUGAGGCUCUCGUAGUCGAUAAAGAGGGGACCUGCCUGAAAAUCGUUGUGGAGGGAUUCGGGAAGAGCUCACUCCCCGCGGAGCAUCUGAGCGACUUCCCCGAUUUGUCGAAGUCGUUACUGGAACGGAUCAACAUCGGUGAUAGACUCGACGAACUCGCAGUCUUCGGCUCGUCAGAAGGAACAACUAUUUUCAGCAUGAAACCCCUCGUCGCUCAAGUGCUCGCGAGUUGUGGAAGCGAAGCGAUGAAGAUCACGGAAGGCGCAAUUCUACCGGCAUUGGUUAAAAAAGUCACUGGUCGUGGGGUGAUGGUAUCCUUGCCGAACAACCUGUCUGCCAGACUACUCAUCAGGGACUUAAGUGAUUCUUUCAUUCCGAAGGAUCAAGUCAAUGUCAGUGAGGGAUCUACGCUGAUCUGCAAAUUGACCUCCGCGUCAGAGCCGUUCACGGCGACGUGUAGAAAGUCCGCCGUGAACAUUCGAUCAGACACUUGCUACAGCGAGAGCCUCUCGAAAAGCCUGAAGAAACUACUCUCGUAUGACGUUGACGACAACAUCGGACGAGUGAUCAAAGUCACUCCGCAAAGAGUAGACGUUGGAAUCCUUUGCGAUUAUCGAGGACAGCGAGCCAUCGCAAACUCGACGUUAACUACCGAAGGUCAGCUCGUCAACGAACAGCCUACAAAUGCGAUCAUCCUGGGUUACCGUUUCAACGAAGGUCGACGGGAUUAUGUGGUUACAAUCGAUAGAGAUGUCGUUUAUAAGUAUCUACAGGCUGUCCGUCAGAGCAAGAAAACUACGGCCAGUACUCAUGUUAAGAGCAAGAUGGAGGUCCUAUUGCUCGAUAUACUGGAAGACUAUGCUGUGGCGAUUGCUAAAGACGGUCGUCUCCUUCUUUUGACGCUCGGCAGCCAUCCCAACGAUGUUCGACGGAGUGACUGGUGUUCGGAAAAUGGCUCGACUAAUCUUCCGAAGUUCAUCAAGGUCUGCAUCUACGAAAUGGUGAGCGGGAGCGUCGGAAUUGGAAUAUUCUGCCGAAGUGAUAGCCUGUCGACCAUCGAUACCCACACCGUAACUGAGCUCGGAGAGCAAUUACCGAGGUUCGACGAUUUCCUCGUCUCAAGUAGCCCAGAAUCGGGUCGUAGAACCGCCGAGGCCAUGAUACAGGAGUUCCUUCUUGAGUCGCAAGACGAGAGCGACGCUGAAGUGAACGGCACCAUACGCAUGAGGCAGCCAGGGAGCCUCGAUGACGAGGAAGGCAGUUCCGAGGAAAAUGAAGCCGAUGAAGAAGAUGAUGAUGACGACGACGAUGAUGAAGAUAUGAAUUCCAACGAUUUCGACAGUGAGGAGAGUGUUCUGGCCGAUUCUGAUGAGGAGGAAGAGCAGUCACCACCUUGAUCGAGUCAGAAAGAGAGUCUGGCUCGUGGUUCGAUUGCGUGAUCCGAACGUCUCGGAAGCGAUGUCGACCCAUGCGCAAGACUCCCAGCAGUUUUGUAUAAAUUCUGUACAGAGCGUCAUAAAUUGUCGAUUCAAGGGCUCGUAAGCUGCCCCGAAAAGCAGCGCAUACGAGAUCAGACCAUCGAUUAGAUAAAAA